Ipomoea triloba (trilobed morning glory) is the source of this 1160-nucleotide messenger RNA. RefSeq names its product PTI1-like tyrosine-protein kinase At3g15890. Gene Ontology annotation, molecular function: ATP binding; protein kinase activity. Gene Ontology annotation, cellular component: plasma membrane. The coding region runs from base 51 to 1160 and encodes 369 amino acids. Lineage: Eukaryota; Viridiplantae; Streptophyta; Magnoliopsida; Solanales; Convolvulaceae. The transcript is spliced from 4 exons. The record is from RefSeq and is a predicted model, not a curated record. Gene Ontology annotation, biological process: protein phosphorylation.
CCCUUUUUUCUCUUCCAUCAGUCCCUCUUCCAAUUCCUUAUUUCACAAUUAUGCUCAAGAAAUAUGUUUGCUUUUGCUUUUCUGAAGAAAACCCUGCAAAAACCAGUGAAAAAAACAAGAGUAGUAGGAAUUAUCCAUGGGAUAUUUACAGUCUGAAGGAACUAGUUCAUGCAACAAACAAUUUUCACAACAAUAACAAGAUCGGGGAAGGAGGAUUUGGAAGUGUUUAUUGGGGUCGAACCAGUAAAGGCCUCGAGAUAGCGGUGAAACGGCUGAAGGCGGUGAAUGCAAAAGCAGAAAUGGAAUUUGCAGUGGAAGUGGAGAUUCUUGGAAGGGUUAGGCAUAAGAAUCUUUUAGGGUUGAGGGGGUUUUAUGCCGGAGAAGAUGAAAGGCUUAUAGUUUAUGAUUAUAUGCCUAAUCACAGCUUAAUCACCCAUCUUCAUGGACACCUUGCUGAUGAUUGCCUUCUAGAUUGGCCCAGGAGAUUGAGCAUAGCCAUUGGAUCAGCUGAGGGAUUAGCUUACUUGCACCAUGAAGCAAACCCACACAUAAUACACCGAGACAUAAAAGCCAGCAAUGUUCUUUUGGAUUCCGAAUUCCAAGCAAAACUUGCAGACUUUGGGUUCGCAAAACUGAUACCUGAAGGGGUUUCCCAUUUAACGACGAGAGUGAAGGGAACUCUGGGCUACUUAGCGCCGGAAUACGCCAUGUGGGGGAAGGUUUCAGAGAGCUGCGAUGUGUUCAGUUUCGGGAUUUUGCUUUUAGAGAUCAUAAGUGGACGGAAGCCAUUGGAGAAGCUUAAAAGUGGGGUGAAGCGGGACAUUGUACGCUGGGCUACACCGUUUGUACAGAAGGGCGCUUUUGACCACAUUGCUGAUCCCAGGUUGAGGGGAAAGUACAAUCGUGCCCAGCUGAAAUCGACGGUCAUGAUUGCGAUGAGGUGCACCGACGCGAGCCCCGACAACCGGCCCACCAUGAUCGACGUCGUGGAUUGGCUUCAGGGCGGCGGAGGGCGGCGGCGGAAGGAGAUUAAGGAGGUCAAAAAUGGCGGCGAGAAUGAUGGAGAUAAUAAUGGUGAGGAGGGAAAAAAAGGUUUUGAAGAUGGUGGAAAGGACAUAAAACGCAGGCCAAGAAGAAUCAAGGGAGAAAUACAUGCUUAA